UCGGGUCGGGAGGGCAAGCGUGAGAGAGAAGAAGCAGAGGAAGAAGAAGAAGACAAAGUCAGGGAACUGCCCCGUCGUCAGCAACACAGUCUCUCAGUCGAGUUUCAGGGGAACAGAAAGUAAAACGGCACAAUGAUGAUGAUGACCCAGCUGGAGACCACGGUGCACUACGACAACGGCUACGAGGAGCACUACAUGCCCCAGGAGGAUGAGUGGGACAGGGACAUGCUGCUCGACCCUGCCUGGGAACAACAGCAGAGGAAAACAUUCACAGCCUGGUGUAACUCCCACCUGAGGAAAGCUGGUACUCAAAUUGAAAACAUUGAGGACGACCUCAGAAAUGGACUUAAACUCAUGCUGCUGCUGGAAGUUAUCUCAGGAGAACGGUUACCUAAGCCAGACAGAGGGAAGAUGCGAUUUCAUAAGAUCGCUAACGUCAACAAAGCGUUGGAAUUCAUCACGAGCAAAGGAGUGAAACUGGUCUCCAUUGGAGCUGAAGAGAUUGUGGACGGUAAUGCAAAGAUGACUCUCGGGAUGAUCUGGACUAUCAUCCUCCGCUUCGCCAUCCAGGACAUUUCUGUGGAAGAAACAUCUGCCAAGGAAGGUCUUCUCCUGUGGUGUCAGAGGAAGACUGCCCCCUACAGGAAUGUCAAUGUCCAAAACUUCCAUGUCAGGCAGAGACGGCUGCCAACAGGAUCUGUAAGGUGCUCGGCGUGAACCAGGAGAAUGAGAAACUGAUGGAGGAAUACGAGAGGCUGGCCAGUGAGCUGCUGGAGUGGAUCCGCCGCACCACUCCCUGGCUAGAGAACCGGACUUCGGAGAAGACCAUGGCGGAGAUGCAGCGCAAGCUGGAGGA
Molecule: messenger RNA, 856 nt
Organism: Pseudoliparis swirei
Lineage: Eukaryota; Metazoa; Chordata; Actinopteri; Perciformes; Liparidae
Gene: actn2a
Exons: 7
Coding region: 133-717 (194 amino acids)
Biological process (GO): actin cytoskeleton organization; muscle cell development
Cellular component (GO): cell projection; plasma membrane; Z disc
Molecular function (GO): actin filament binding
Source: RefSeq, a predicted model, not a curated record